Molecule: messenger RNA, 1884 nt
Organism: Trypanosoma conorhini
Lineage: Eukaryota; Euglenozoa; Kinetoplastea; Trypanosomatida; Trypanosomatidae
Exons: 1
Coding region: 1-1884 (627 amino acids)
Source: RefSeq, a predicted model, not a curated record
AUGGCAGUAACACCACGCCAAGUUUCCUUUUUGGGACUAUCUACUUCCCCACAAAACCAAGUCCCAUCUCUCCUGGCAACGUCCGUGCUGCAGCCAACCCUGUUGGACGCCUCAGUGAGGGCAGCAGCGCCGGAAACGGCCUCGGCGACGCGGACGGAUGUCCCGGCUCCGGCCCCAUCUCUCCUGGCAACGUCCGUGCUGCAGCCAACCCUGUUGGACGCCUCAGUGAGGGCAGCAGCGCCGGAAACGGCCUCGGCGACGAGGACAGAGGUCCCGGCUCCGGCCCACGCGACAGCGUCAAAUCUGCAGCCAACUCCUGCAGUGGUGUCCUCUGAGCCUACAUCCACCGAGGUGAUGAAUGCGCUGCGAGAAAAAUUGUUGUUGGAAAAGGCUGACGCUUAUGUGCGUGGCAUGGAGCAGCAGAAGGAGGAACGCUUGGCCCAAGAAGAAGAGCGGCAAAUUUCGGAAAACUAUGCACGUAUAUUGGAGCUGUUUGUCCGCCUCCGUGAGGACGAUCACGAACUACUCGAGGCUAUAUAUGAAAACAUCGUACCCUCCGUGGAAAGCUCUCCGCCCGACCCGGCGUCUGUCGGGCAACGCCCUCCUCCACCUCUGCAAGAAGGGAUGCAGAACACAAUACCGUCGCAACCCAACUUGCCAUCGUUUCCGGCGGGAGUGAUGGCGGCCUACAAGGUGGGUACAGGAAGCACGGCGCCGUCGGUGCCGCAGCCGCAGCCGCAGCCGCAGCCCACGGUGCCAACGCAGGUGGAGCUACCUCCUCCACUUCCGCCGCCGCCGGUUGUCGUUACGGCGCCGCCAACUCCGCAGGCAUCAUCCGCCACGACCCUACCGGUCCCCCAGUUGCGACAAGAGCCGCUCGAAGCAGCAGCCACAUUGACAUCUACAGGAGUGCCAUGGGGAUCGGCAGACGGAACAAUGAAGGCGUGGGUGGACAAACACUUUGGAUCGUCUUUGGAUCCACAGCAUCGUGCGCUAUUGCAACAUGUCUUGCUUUCCAGAGAGGCGGAGGUAAGGCGGGUGGCCGCCGCAGAAGCCCAAUGUAAAAAGCUCGAGGCACAACGCUUGGAUGCAACAAACUCUGGUGUGCCGUUGGCUGCCGGAGAACCUGCAGGAGAAAGUUUGAAUCAAUGGAAACAGGAAAAAGAUAUAGAGUUAACAAGGGCACUCGGUCAAUUGUACGCAAGGGAAGAGGAACUUAUGGCGGUUCGAAAGGUGCAGGAAGAGCAGAAAGCAAAGUUGGAGGUACUAACGCGAUAUAUGCAAGCGCAUUCCGCCCCCUUGGGUGAUGUGGGUGCUCCUCGCGAGGAAACGGAAGAGUUGCGUCGAUGGAAAAUGCGCUGCGACGCUCUUGAGCAACAGCACAGAUUCAGUGUUCAACGCCUGGAGGAGCUACAGGCGUAUAUUGAACAGCUACGCAACGGUGCUCAGCAGGCAGUUAUGAAUGUCUUUUCCUCUGGGGCGACUGCCCGACCCGUGCCAUCCGACACAACAACGGUGCACCUGUCUUCCGUGAAUGCAUCGCGGCCAGCGAGCUAUUCGGAAACGGUUACACCGUACGGCAGUGCAUCUAUUUCUAAGCCUUUCACAGUUCCUAGUUAUUUGGCUCCGCCACGAAUGACUGGUGGUGUAUUCGCUGCUGCAGAGACACGUCGAGAAAGUCCAGCCGCAGGCACACUGAGUACACCUCAGCCUCGUUCUGAUACUGUUACUCAUUCCGCGGCUAGCAUAGAUCGGGCGGCGGCGUUGAAGCAGCUUCGUGAGGAGAUGGAUGUGGAGUGUAGUCGAUUUGCCAAUGAGACGCAACGCUGGCACGAGUAUGUCAAGCAUCAAGAAGAGCGAUGGUCACAGCUGCACCGCCGGUGA